AUGGCUGCCCGGGGGCUGCUGCUCCUGCUGCUUCUCCAGGGGACCCAGGCGGCGCCCCCGCAGACAUUGAUUAUCUCACCUCAGUCCUGUAAGGUGCUAGAGAACUGGCUCUAUGAUGAAACUUCACAACGCUGCUGCUACCAGUGUCCCUCAGGCUACCAUAAACGGAAAGAGUGUCCCACAGUUCCAGACCGGGACUGCGGGCAGUGUGAGCCCGAGCACUUCCUGAACAGGGAGCAAGGGAAGCCACGCUGCGAGGCCUGCGUGUCGUGCAAGCCAGAAUACGACCUUGUGGAGAAAGUCCCUUGCUCCUUCAAUUCCAGAAGGGUGUGUGAGUGCCGAGCAGGGCUGUUUUGUAAGGUUGCCGUUCUGAACAGCUGUGCGCGAUGCAUUUCCCACACUGUCUGCAAGCCAGGAUUUGGAGUCCUAGUCAGAGGCACCUCAGAAGUUGAUGUCUCCUGCCAAGAAUGCCCUUCGGGGACCUUCUCUGAGCGGCAUUCCAGCACCGAACUCUGCAAGCCCCACACGGACUGUGCCAAGCUAAACAAAGUAGCCGUGGACAGCGGAAAUUCCACACACGACCAAGUCUGCAUAGACCCACCUCCCACCCACCUCACACCCGCCACUUUGUCUGCGAAAUUCAGCAACGAGCCGAAGGAUUCCGGCAGGGCAAAAGCGCCGCUCCUGAACGAGCAGCCAACAACCGUGGGAGGCCAGCAUUCCCACACUGCCACAAAGCCAGUGACCAGCGCAAGCAUCCUCACGAGUGACGCAGCCUCUGGCGAUGCCAACUGGACCGCUGCGGGAACCGUCGGUGGAUCGGAUACAAAACACGCAGCUGGCACUUCUCCUACCUCAGAUAUAGCUACAAAAAAGACUGCCAAGACAGGUGAUGGGAGCUUUGUUCCCUGGGGUGCGGUGGUUCUUUGCAGCAUGGUGCUUCUCGCUGGUAUGCUGGCGGUUUGGCAAAGGAAGGCUUGCAAGAGGCGCAUCUUCACCCCCAAUGGGAAGACUCUUGAUCUGUAUCCAGUCACUACAUGUAGACUCAAAUCUUCAAGUCAGGGUUCUGAUCUGAUGAAGAACUGUGCAAAGAGGUUCAGUAUGCUGAAAGCUGACAAAGAGUCAGAAGAGAGGGAGUUGUUAAACAGAAUCCCCGUUGUGGAAACCAACAACAACUUGGUCUCCAGCUCAGAAAAAAAUCCCAGUCCUGACUCAAGCCUGGCUGAGACGAUCCAGAGCACGGGGAAUGCCACAGACUACCCUGCUGAUUCCCGAGUGAGGGACCACACUAAUAACCGAAUCGACAAAAUAUACAUAAUGAAAGCCGACACUGUGAUUGUGGGGUCCAUUUCGGAAGUGCCCGUCAGCAAGAACUGCGCGGUUAGAGGAUGUGAAAAUGAUGCUAAGGCUCAAGAAAACAUGGAGGAAAACGAACUUGCAAUGCAUUAUCCGCAGCAGGAGACAGAAUCGUUUCCAGGAAGUGAUGUAAUGAUUCCGGUGGAGGAGGAGGGCAAGGAAUUUCAUCACCCUACCACUGCCACUGAGAAGUGA
Messenger RNA from Emys orbicularis (European pond turtle), 1551 nucleotides. It is a transcript of the gene TNFRSF8, whose product is annotated as TNF receptor superfamily member 8. The record is from RefSeq and is a predicted model, not a curated record. The transcript has 11 exons. Gene Ontology annotation, molecular function: protein binding. Bases 1 to 1551 code for a protein of 516 amino acids. NCBI's taxonomy places the organism in Eukaryota, Metazoa, Chordata, Testudines, Emydidae.